CGCACUUCACCAUUCAGCACAACAGAGCUAUCUGUCGCUCUCACCUCCAAUUAAUAUCCGCGUUUGCGAGGUUAACACUUCAUUUUGAGUCUUUUAUUUUUUCCCCUCUUGUUUGUUGUUUUUGAUACGACGGGGUUGGGUAUCCUACCAUGCCCUCUGCGUAUGGAUCGUCUCUGCAAGAGUAGGCGAACAAAGCACAUCAAGCCUCUCCAGAGAACUCCCUCCUCAGAAAAUUUCGGAUUUUUGUCUGUAAGUCAUCAGGAUAACCGCUUGGCAUCUUCGCUUUUUUGGGCUACGCUGCCUUAUGUCAUAUUCACUGGGAAAGAGCACGCUUUUAACGAUGGAUACGUUUUUCCUUAGCCCGACGGAUAGGCAUUUCAUGUAGGAAACACCCGAUCCCGCUGCUGGACAAAAAUAAUGGCAAGAUUUUGGAUAGCUUUGGACGCGUUGGUUUGCUGGGAAUAGAAUAGGCCUGCGUCGAUGCUUGAAAACAAAAACAGCUCUGUAUUACACCAUAUAAACUCUUACUUUCCCAAGUCCUGAAUUAUAAUAUAUGAAAAAUUAUCUGAGCACUGAUAAAAAUAACAAACACAACCACACCGACAAAACAUGGAACACACCGGGAUCGAGGAGGUGAACCAGACUCACCAGCAGCAGCAUGAACCCAUCAGCUUCGGGAUCGACCAGAUCCUGAACAGUUCGGACCAGUCCAGCGGCUGCAUGCUGCCCAACCGGACCGGAGACCCGGAUUACGCGCUGGCCUCCAACGUCUACACCAACGGGUACAACAGCGUCUACAACCCGGCCUGCUCCAUGGCGGCGGCGGGGCUGGCCGGCUCCUACAACGUCAACAUGAACAUGAAUGUCAGCAUGAACAUGAACAUGAACGUUAACGUGAACUCGGGCAGCGCAGGAGGGGUGAUUCGGGUACCGGCGCACAGACCCAUGCCGCCUCCGCCGCCGCCUGCCGCCGCCGCGCCGCAUCCGCCCCCUCCGACGCAUCCGCCGGGCAUCGGUCCUGGCAUCCCCGCAGUGACGGCGGUGCCCGGUAUGGGGAUGGGGAAUGCGGCAAACUUCACCUUCCCCUGGAUGGAGAGCAGUAGGAGGUUUGCCAAGGACAGACUAACAGGGGAGCAGGCAGAGGAGAGCCGAGCAGCAGAGGCCGCGGGGGGGCCGGGGGCCGCCGGGCCCCUGCCAGGUCUCUGUCCGCUCCCCAAGGGAGACAUCGGCAGGGUCCCUGUCUGGAGCACUGUGGAGACAUUAGCAAAAUGCUAUUACCCCGAGCUCGCUCACCUGCGAGACAGUGGCAGUGGCCUUCUAGCAGAAUAUCCUUUCCCAAAGGGGGCUUGCCCAGCUGCUCUCUCGCCCUUCUCCGUGACCCGUCGCAUCGGCCACCCUUACCAGAACCGGACGCCACCCAAGAGGAAAAAGCCCCGCACCUCUUUCAGCCGAGUGCAGAUCUGCGAGCUGGAGAAGCGCUUCCACCGGCAGAAGUACCUGGCGUCCGCCGAGCGCGCCACCCUGGCCAAGGCCCUGAAGAUGACGGACGCACAAGUCAAAACCUGGUUCCAGAACAGGCGGACAAAAUGGCGGAGGCAGACUGCGGAGGAGAGAGAGGCUGAGAGGCAGCAGGCCAACCGGCUGAUGCUGCAGCUUCAACAGGAAGCUUUCCAGAAGACGUUGAGCCAGCCUCUGCAGCAGGACCCGCUCUGCCUGCACAACUCCUCCCUGUACGCCCUGCAGAACCUGCAGCCCUGGGCAGAAGACAAUAAGGUGACCUCCGUCACCUCCGUGGCAUCUGUGGUGUGAUACUGUGUGCAUGUGUGUGUGUGUGUGUGUGUGUGUGGGUGUGUGUGUAAUGAGUGAGAGAGACAGCAGGGGAUGAAAUGUUUAUCAGAGUGUCAUCAGUAUAAAUGGACAAAUGGGAGGAGCCUGUUUCUUCAGUCUAAUUGUGUCUGACGUUCAGAAACGCAGCACCAUUAUGGGAUUGUCAUAGAAACAGGAAAAUGAUGUUGGCUUUGGAAAAGAUUUGAAUGGACAUGGUGUUUCCUCAUUCAUUGAUCGUAACCAGCAUGUGGGGGAGAAGUGUAGAGACAGCUAUCAUUUACUGCCAAGACCCACAAAAACACUGGGCGCGGACUUCGCACCAUCGGAGCCGCGCGUUUGGGCCCGCUGAGAUUGCCGAUUGCCGUUUGUCAAAGUCGAAAUUAAGCAAUCAGUCUGCAGCUGUUAUCUUAAAUAGUUAUCUUAAAAAGUCUGUUGAGUCAUUUUCCUGCCUUACACAAGAUUUCCACUUUCCCUUCAGCUGUCGGUCUAAAAGAGGAGAGGGCGCUUUAUCCAUAAGUGCCAGGAAACAAAUGGACACCUCUAUAGAUGCCCAACUAUCAAGACUGUCCCCCUGUUGCCUCUGGAGCUCUCAAGAGGCGGCAGAGACUCUGACUCUCUGCCGAACGGCAAAAAAUUGACCUCCUUUUUUCGCUUUUGACUUUGUACAAUGUAGUAAAUGCAUGUUUCAAACCUUUUCUGUGUGCACUCGGAAGUACCAUUGAAGUCGCCUGCCGUCGAGGUGGACCUCCUCCCCGAUCGCAGUUUGCAAGUGGUAGUCGAUUGGUGGAAUUCCUGCCCAUGGAAUCCUCAUGUGUUCAAUUUCAAGGUGUUUUAUAUUAAAUGAUAUU
Myripristis murdjan (pinecone soldierfish) is the source of this 2675-nucleotide messenger RNA. It is a transcript of the gene tlx2, whose product is annotated as T cell leukemia homeobox 2. NCBI's taxonomy places the organism in Eukaryota, Metazoa, Chordata, Actinopteri, Holocentriformes, Holocentridae. The coding region runs from base 610 to 1809 and encodes 399 amino acids. Gene Ontology annotation, cellular component: nucleus. Gene Ontology annotation, molecular function: RNA polymerase II cis-regulatory region sequence-specific DNA binding; DNA-binding transcription factor activity, RNA polymerase II-specific. The transcript is spliced from 4 exons. The record is from RefSeq and is a predicted model, not a curated record. Gene Ontology annotation, biological process: regulation of transcription by RNA polymerase II; animal organ development.